AAGCUAUUUUCCAAAGAAGUUCAGAGCGCACAGGCCACAACUCCUCAAUAGACUAUGCUACUAGAAAAGAGAAAAGAAUUUAUCGUGAUGAAGAUGUGGUGGUGUUAAAAUACAUGCCACAGUCCUGCUUUACAAACACUUUAAAAAGCAGAAUCCGAGGAACACAGAGAAAAGGCCAUGAGAAGACACAGCAAGUAAGAAGGAAGCUACACGCAGGCUGAGGAGAGGAGAGAGGCUGCCGAGAAACCAAACCAGCAGCACCGUCUUCGUUACCUUCAGCUUCCAGAACGGCUUCAACUGUGAGGAAAUGUCAUUCAGAUUUGGCCAACAUCUCAUUAAGCCCUCUGUGGUCUUUCUUAAAACAGAACUGUCCUUCGCUCUCGUGAACAGGAAACCUGUGGUGCCAGGACAUGUCCUUGUGUGCCCACUGCGGUUAGUGGAACGCUUCUGUGACCUCCGUCCAGAGGAAGUGGCUGAUUUGUUUCUGGCGACCCAGAGAGUUGGGACAGUGGUGGAGAAGCAUUUCCAGGGGACCUCUCUCACCUUUUCCAUGCAGGACGGCCCUGAAGCUGGACAGACUGUGAGGCACGUGCAUGUCCACGUGCUUCCCAGGAAGGCUGGAGACUUCAGCAGGAAUGACAGCAUCUAUGAUGAGCUCCAGAAACAUGACAGAGAGGGGAAGGACUCCCCGGCUUCUUGGAGAUCAGAGGAGGAAAUGGCAGCAGAAGCUGCAGCUCUGCGGGUCUACUUUCAGUGACACAGUAACUCAGACAAAUUCCAAAGCAUAAGGAAAUGGGCCUCACUCUUGAGGACUCUGCAGCACUGGAAAUGAAGCUAAGCAGACUUCGUUACCUCUUAGAAUUCUGCAGCAUUUAGGAAAGAUUUUAUUACACCUGGGUUGUGAUUUAGUUAUGAUGACUCACAGGCCAACUCAAACCCAUGGCCACAGCCCUUCCACCCCUUUGUUGAUUAUAUACUUAGAAUAGAAUUGUUCCUAAAUUGUCCCUGGCCUGGCUAGAAAUAAAAUAGUAGUUAAAAUUG
Messenger RNA from Otolemur garnettii (small-eared galago), 1041 nucleotides. It is a transcript of the gene FHIT, whose product is annotated as fragile histidine triad. Gene Ontology annotation, molecular function: bis(5'-adenosyl)-triphosphatase activity; ubiquitin protein ligase binding. NCBI's taxonomy places the organism in Eukaryota, Metazoa, Chordata, Mammalia, Primates, Galagidae. The record is from RefSeq and is a predicted model, not a curated record. Gene Ontology annotation, cellular component: cytoplasm; nucleus; plasma membrane. Bases 308 to 757 code for a protein of 149 amino acids. Gene Ontology annotation, biological process: negative regulation of proteasomal ubiquitin-dependent protein catabolic process; diadenosine triphosphate catabolic process; purine nucleotide metabolic process. The transcript is spliced from 2 exons.